AUGUUUGACACUGAUGGCUCCGGCGCUAUUGGCAAUGAGGAACUGAAACAGGCGAUGAUCAGCAUUGGACUCCAUGCCAACAAGGCCGAAAUUGACAACGUCAUCAAAGAGGUCGACGCUGAUGGAAAUGGAGAAAUUGACUUCGAGGAGUUCUGUGCCUGCAUGAAGAAGUCGCAGAACAUUGUCAAAUCGACCAACGAGGAGCUUAUCCGCGAGUGCUUCGAAAUCUUUGACCAAGACCGUAAUGGAAUCAUCACAGAAAACGAGUUCAAGUACAUCGCCAAGGAGUUCGGAGACUACGAUGACGAGCUGGCUGAGAAAGUAUUCCGUGAAUUGGAUGUCUCGUCCAACGGCCACUUGUCUGCUGAUCAGUUUGCCACCAUCGUCGAAGACUACUUGCUCAGCGACCCCGUCAAAUACGAGACCGAUGGCGGAGACUCAGAUGUCGAGAGAUACGAAGAUCGUCGUGAUGACCGUGCCAGCCCGAUGCCAAAUCACUUGCCAACCGUUCAGGAAUGA
Molecule: messenger RNA, 519 nt
Organism: Caenorhabditis briggsae
Lineage: Eukaryota; Metazoa; Nematoda; Chromadorea; Rhabditida; Rhabditidae
Exons: 4
Coding region: 1-519 (172 amino acids)
Molecular function (GO): enzyme regulator activity; calcium ion binding
Source: RefSeq, a predicted model, not a curated record